Messenger RNA from Haplochromis burtoni (Burton's mouthbrooder), 1567 nucleotides. RefSeq names its product procathepsin L. Gene Ontology annotation, cellular component: lysosome. Gene Ontology annotation, biological process: immune response. Gene Ontology annotation, molecular function: cysteine-type endopeptidase activity. The coding region runs from base 146 to 1138 and encodes 330 amino acids. Lineage: Eukaryota; Metazoa; Chordata; Actinopteri; Cichliformes; Cichlidae. The transcript has 8 exons. The record is from RefSeq and is a predicted model, not a curated record.
AAAUUACAUUCACAUGACGAGGCAGUGAGCAGAUGCAUAAAAGCUCGCAUCAGGAAAUAAAACUUCCUCUUUUUAGGCGUGAAGAUCUAAGCGUGCUCAAACCGGGUGAACUUGUCUUUCUGGGCGAAGUCAUUCUGCAACAAGUAUGCACACUUUGUGUGCUGUGUUGCUUUUGGCCUUCGUGGUCCUCGCCUGUUCUUCGCCCGCUGUGAACAAAUUGUGGGAAGAGUGGAAAACCAAACAUGGAAAAGUUUAUGAUAAUCAGACCGAGAUCGACUUCAGGAGGGCAGUAUGGGAGAAGAACGUACACUUGGUGUUGAGACACAAUCAGGAAGCCUCGGCAGGGAAGCACAGCUUCACGCUGGGACUGAACCACCUGGCUGACAUGACAGCUGAGGAAAUCAAUGAGAAUCUGAACGGCUUGAAGCUGGAGGAGACCGUUAAUUUCACAAAUGGCACUUUUAAGGACGUGAGUGACUCACCGUUACCUGCGAAUGUGGACUGGAGGAAAGAGGGCCUGGUGGGUCCUGUCAGAAACCAGGGUUUGUGUGGGUCAUGCUGGGCCUUCAGCUCUUUGGGAGCUCUCGAGGGCCAACUGAAGAAGCACACUGGUACACUUGUUUCCCUGAGUCCGCAGAACUUGGUGGAUUGCAGCACUCAGGACGGAAACCUGGGUUGCAGAGGAGGCUACAUCACGAAAGCCUACAGCUACGUCAUUCGCAACGGAGGUGUUGACUCGGAGAGCUUUUAUCCCUACGAACACAAGAAUGGGAAAUGCCGCUAUUCUGUCCAGGGACGGGCUGGCUACUGUUCCAAAUUCAGCGUCCUUCCAGAAGGAGAUGAGAAGAUGCUGCAGAAAGUUUUGGCAUCAGUGGGGCCGAUCUCCGUGGCCGUGAAUGCCAUGCUGGAAUCUUUUCAUAUGUACAGUGGAGGUUUAUACAACGUACCAAGCUGCAACCCAAAGCUGAUCAAUCAUGCUGUGUUGCUCGUGGGCUAUGGCACAGAUGGAGGACAAGACUACUGGCUGGUGAAAAAUAGCUGGGGAACUGCAUGGGGAGAAGGAGGCUACAUUCGGCUUGCCCGGAACAAGAAUAAUCUCUGCGGCAUCGCCAGCUUUCCAGUCUACCCUACAGUGUGAAAAUAUGGCCCACUAACUCAACUUAGUUUAUUUAAAUUAUUAUUAAAGACCAGUCAGUGUCACUGUGUUUUAUUUCACAUCAGCGCUAAAGAUGCUUAAAGUCCAACCAACUGAAAUAACUUUUCAUCUGAUAAAAAAAAAAAACAAUAUCACUGUACUUUAAAUGUCUGACUACAUACUCACACAUGUCUGAGACUGAAAUAUUUCAGCUCUCAUUCAGUAGUGUUGUUUCUACAUUGUACUCUAUGUAUUUAUUUACUUUCUGCAUGUUAAACCUCACAGAUUUAAUAAUAGUGACAACGACAAGUGAAAAAAUUGAAAGAUUCAUAACAUUUUGUGCCAUGUAAAAAUACUUUAUGCACAUUCGCUUAUUUGUACAUUUCUAAGCACAAAUUUACACUCAAUAACAAUAAAGAUUUUGUCAACUGA